UCGGAUUAGAAAAAUAACAUGCUGGAGUUGCGGGAUAUUAUCGCACCAUACGAGGAAAGAACAUUGACUUUACCUCCUACGCCGGUGCCGUUUAUAAAAUUAGAAGAAAGUGAUGACAGUUUUUCGGUGCCGGCUGGUCAUCUACAGGCCACAGCGACGCAACCUUUUGAGGUAACGAAAGUUCUCGCUGGGACUGUGUCACGUAUCAACACUCUGUGUGAAGGAGAGGAUAUUAAACCGGUAUACGAUGUGGAGCUCGGGAAUUUUGGAAACCCUGGACACCGCCAUUGGCCUGGCGAUACGAUUGGGAUUUUAACUUACAAUCUGCAACAAGAUGUUGAUUAUUUGCUGGAUCACUUGGGUUUACAGCAUAAGGAUACAAUGGUGUGCCGGGUGGAACUAGACAAAAGUUCUUCGAAAAAGGCGGCCAAAGUUCCUCCGUUCGUCCCGCGAGUGGUUAACUACAGACGGCUUUUCAGCGAGUGCCUUGACCUACGGGCCGUACCGAAGAAGUCGUUUCUUCGCGGGAUGGCCCCAUAUGCAACGGACAUGGCCGAGAGACGAUUCCUUGAAAUACUUUGCGCUAAGGAAGGUACCGCAGAGUACGAAAAAUAUAUUCUUAAGCAAGGCAAAGGUUUCCUGUCAUUUCUAAAGCUGGUCCCAUCGUGUAAACUUCCCGUAACCUUGCUCGUAGAACAUCUACCCAAGUUGAUGCCUCGACCCUAUUCGAUUGCCAAUGCGUACCGUGAGGAAGCGAACCCUGUGAUUCGUCUUUUGUUCUCGCACAAUACCGGCGAACCAGGCAUCACGACCACUUACUUGCGCGGAGUACAGCCUAAUGCAAUCGUACACUUUUAUUUUCGGCAUAGCAGUGAGUUUAUUUACAAAGAUAGUGACUUUGUCAGCGAUAUUGUAAUGAUAGGAACCGGAACCGGAAUUUCUCCAUAUCUUGCAUUUCUCGAGCAACGUGCAUUUUGCCGUCGACAGGGAAGCCCUAUCGGAAGGGCGGAAUUGAUCAUAGGAUUUCGUUACCGGGAUCGGAACUACUUAUGUCAGGGCGAGAUUUUGCGAUAUCAGCAAAUGGGUGUGUUAGACGCGUGCCAUGAGGUAUUCUCUCGGGAUGAAGACUCAAAGUUUAAAUACGUUCAAGAUUUCGUAGCAGCCAACAAAAUUUUGAUCGAGCGUACGAUAGAUCAAAACGGUAUAUUUUAUGUUUGCGGCGAUGCGAAGAAAUUUCUCCCGCAAGUUUCGGAGACGUUAACGCGAACAAUUGGAAGUGCUGGACAGUGUACCGAAAGUGUUCGCAGUACUAAUGUGAAUACGUUGAAAGCAGCUGGGAAAUAUCGAGAAGAUGUUUGGUUGUGAACUUUAAUUCUGUCACAAAGUUGUUCUUCGGAAAGUGUUAUUAUUCAUUAACAGAACAUCAUGACAAUAUCAAAUUUCUUUCCUUUUUUGAAUUGCCCAUUGUAGUUUUCACACACGAUAUAUCACUUACCAUGGCGCAGUCGUCGAUUUGAACUGAGGGUUUCGGAUGGCAGUCGAGGGUGGAAAUAUUCGACUAACAAACAGAAAAUUUGCUCUAUAAAUAUUAUAUUCUAAACAUAGACUUGUUCCGUCAGUUUAUUGUAGGAUAGUACAAAAAGCUUCAUUACAAUAUUUAUGUUUUGCAACCGAACAGGGUAGUGUUUGUAUAUAAGCGGUGUCAGGUAUAAUAAAAAAAUUAAUACAUUCCUAAUACCAUCUAAUAUCGUAUCUUCGUUACGACUGCGACAAGACGAGCACGGGAAGGCAAUGCUAAUUUGUGAUAGAAGUUGCAAAUAUAUUUUCAUCAUAUGUGCGUCUACUGUACUGAGCGAUGCGGUUAAAUGCAGAUUGCACCCGAACAGAAUUGUUCCCUCGUAUAGUCAAUUUGAUGUAUAAACUAGAUGCUGUUUGCUUUACGAGCACAUCAUCAUUCUACCC
Anopheles bellator is the source of this 1962-nucleotide messenger RNA. RefSeq names its product methionine synthase reductase-like. The record is from RefSeq and is a predicted model, not a curated record. Lineage: Eukaryota; Metazoa; Arthropoda; Insecta; Diptera; Culicidae. Gene Ontology annotation, molecular function: [methionine synthase] reductase (NADPH) activity; FMN binding; flavin adenine dinucleotide binding. Gene Ontology annotation, cellular component: cytosol. Gene Ontology annotation, biological process: homocysteine metabolic process. The transcript is spliced from 3 exons. The coding region runs from base 19 to 1365 and encodes 448 amino acids.